AAUUUUGAAACAAGUGGCCGUUUAAACUGCAACUUCAAAAAACUUCAAAACCCAAAAAAAAAAAAAAAAGCCUAGCACUCUUCUCUUCAAUGCAACACUCCCUUUGCGAUAAACUAAUCCACAAAGAUUUUCCCCAGUACAACGACACUAACCCAAAACCAGAAGCAAAAAACCCAUUUCAAAUAUUCAUCUGUUGAGUAGAAAAGCUAAAUUCUUGGUGAGAAUUAUGACAGGUCUUGUAAUGGUGACAAAGGGAGGUAGUUGUGGCGGCAGCGGCGGUGUUAGAGCAGCAAGAGGGACAACAAAAGUGAGUAGCGAAGAAGAGCAAAACCAGCUAUCUAUGGUGGCACUUUUGGUAGCAGCGCUAAGGAAAUCACUAGUGUCAUGUCGUUUUGAGGAGAGAGAAGAUGUGAUACCUACUAAUAUUCAUCAUCAUCAUCAUAUGGAGAUUGGAUGGCCAACGAAUGUGCAACAUAUUACUCAUGUCACUUUUGAUCGGUUUAAUGGGUUUCUAGGUUUGCCUGUUGAGUUUGAAGUUGAGAUCCCUUGUCGUGUUCCAAGUGCAAGUGCUAGUGUGUUUGGUGUCUCAGCAGAUUCAAUGCAAUGUUCUUAUGAUUCAAAAGGGAACAGUGUCCCAACAAUUCUCUUGCUAAUGCAGGAGAGACUAUACUCACAGGGAGGUCUAAAGACAGAAGGAAUUUUCCGCAUCAACCCAGAGAAUGGCCAGGAGGAGCAUGUGAGGGACCAGCUGAACAGAGGCAUUGUGCCAGAUAAUAUUAAUGUACACUGUUUGGCAGGCCUUAUAAAGGCCUGGUUUCGAGAGCUUCCUUCUGGAGUGCUUGAUGGGCUUUCCCCUGAACAAGUUCUCCAAUGCAACACGGAAGAAGAAAGUGUUGAGCUUGUGAAGCAGCUGAAUCCAACAGAUUCUGCAUUGCUCAAUUGGGCUGUUGACCUCAUGGCUGAUGUUGUUCAGGAAGAAGAUUCCAACAAAAUGAAUGCUAGAAAUAUCGCAAUGGUCUUUGCCCCAAACAUGACUCAGAUGUCUGACCCAUUGACGGCACUUAUGCAUGCUGUACAAGUAAUGAACUUGCUCAAGACUCUAAUCACAAAAACACUGAGAGAACGUGAAGAGACUGCAUCUGGAGGAUAUUCACCCAUGUCAUCUCACUCAUCUGGUCAGCAAACUGACGAGGAUUUUGAUAGUCAGCAAGAGAUGGAUACCAGUGGUGAGCUGAGACAGGAACCAUCAGACUAUGAUGAUCAUGCCCAUUACGGUGCUGGCAGUGAUGAUGAUAUUGGUGAUGAAGUGGAGUCAUUAAGUGAGAUAGAAGAAUGCUUCUUGAGGCAAUUAGAUGAGAAAAAAAGUGCUCCUGAUAUUUUCUUUGAGCAACCACCGGGUGAUUUACCAAGAGAAUUCCCAAGCCCCAAAACAUGCUCAGGGUUUAAAAUGGAAUACGCAAUCUCUUUUACUGAUAGCAAAAAUGAAAAUUCGAGUCCAGCUACAAGUGAUGGAGAAGAUUCAAGAGCGAGUAUGAUAACUGGAGGACAAAAAAUUGAUAGAAGAUGCUGCCAAUCAGGAGGAUGUGAAAGCUCUAAUGAUGUGGAGAUGGUCGACAAAUUAGCGGAGUCCAUUGAUCCGGUGCGUCCGUUUUCCUAGCACAUCUGUUUGACUUGGCCUUUAAUUGCAAAGUCUUUUGGAGAAUACUUCCGUUGCAUAUUUUGGUUUGCGCUCUUCGUCACGGUUGCUUCUGUACAUUAUCACUGCAUUGCUUCGACUGGGGUAUUCUUAGUCAUCGGUUGUUAGAGAGUCAUGGUUCAGCUUUGGGCUGAACUUGUGCUUGUUUUGUGAGUAUCGGCAUGGAGCUGAAAACUCACUCUCUGUUUUCAGUAGUGUGGAAUUCUAUCUAACCUUGACAUUCUUCUUAGACAUGAAUGAUUCAUGUACCCAAGUCUACUUCCAUGUCUGUGUCAAACGGAUAUGUAGAAGUCUGCUAUGCUGAUUCCUACACAGUUUCAUUCAACUCUUUCUGGAAUCCAUGCAUACUACAUGUGUUUAAUUAGCCAAUCUCUUUAUUUGUGUUGAAAUUAACAAUUCAGUGUCCUUGCUGAGUACGAAAAAUUUUAGCUAAGUAUGUUACUAUUUCAUUCCA
Messenger RNA from Ricinus communis (castor bean), 2150 nucleotides. Its product is annotated as rho GTPase-activating protein 2. The transcript has 4 exons. NCBI's taxonomy places the organism in Eukaryota, Viridiplantae, Streptophyta, Magnoliopsida, Malpighiales, Euphorbiaceae. Gene Ontology annotation, molecular function: GTPase activator activity. The coding region runs from base 227 to 1657 and encodes 476 amino acids. The record is from RefSeq and is a predicted model, not a curated record. Gene Ontology annotation, biological process: signal transduction.